AUGACUCUUUGGCUCUUGCUGUUGGUUGCUUUCGCUUGCGCUGAUCCAUUGGGGGAGGAAAUCUAUAAGAAGUUCGUGGACAUCAGCCGCGUGCUGCAAUUCAAAUAUUCGCCAGAUGCCUUGGAAUAUAUUCGCGAUUGGGUACAGGAGGAUAUCACAGACUGGGCUCCUCAGGGGGAGCAGGCGCUGCGAAAGCACAUCGUCACCUUGAUGUACGGCGACGAUGACGACGAGAAGAUCCGAGCCGUCCUUGUUUACAGCAAUGUUUGCGAGAUGCAAAUGAUGUUGGGCUCUCAGCUCUUCGCAGAUGAGGCUCACGCUAUGCAAACUAACCCCGGCAUCGCCGCUGUCCUUCAUCAAUUGCAUAUCGGCACUGACGAUCAGAAUGCAUACGGACUAGCCGAUGCAGUGCACAAACACUUAAACUCAACUGCAGAUCUGUCGUUGUUUGGAAGUCAGAUGCAGGCUGUGAGGGAUCGCAUGCAAGACCGAAGGGACUCGGAGUUGUGA
Symbiodinium necroappetens is the source of this 510-nucleotide messenger RNA. The record is from the annotation of a GenBank genome assembly. NCBI's taxonomy places the organism in Eukaryota, Dinophyceae, Suessiales, Symbiodiniaceae.